AUGUCGAAGAAAUUUGAUCCCGAGACGGCCGAGAACUUCGAGGAUAUGGAGAAGCAGUUCGCGGUUAAGGCCGUCGAACAUCUGAUGACCUAUUGGUCGAUUCUUGAGAAGGUCCCAGGCUCGCAGCUUCGGCUGACAAGGAUGGAUAACGAGAUCUACGAGAGCUUCAUGAAAGAAUUCCCCGACUUCGAUCCCACCGCGACCCUCAACGAGGACGAAAUGAAGAGCAAGGCGGGCAAGGAGAAGUGGCGCAACUGGAUGAAGCAGUACGAGAAAACGGUUGACGACUUCAACUUCGGCACUAUGCUGCGCUCGAACCCCAAGUUUGAAUACGACCAGGAAACUACAAUCUUUGCCGUGCGCAUGCAGUUCUAUGCCGUUGAAAUCGCCAGAAACCGUGCCGGUCUUAAUGACUGGAUCUAUGAGCGCGCUCAGAAGGGAAAGUCCAGCUCGUAA
Messenger RNA from Aspergillus bombycis, 456 nucleotides. RefSeq names its product polysaccharide biosynthesis domain-containing protein. The transcript has 5 exons. Gene Ontology annotation, cellular component: cytoplasm. The coding region runs from base 1 to 456 and encodes 151 amino acids. NCBI's taxonomy places the organism in Eukaryota, Fungi, Ascomycota, Eurotiomycetes, Eurotiales, Aspergillaceae. The record is from RefSeq and is a predicted model, not a curated record.